AUGGCAGAAAAGACGCCCACCGAUUCCCGUCUCGAAGGCCUCCCACCUGAACUUCUUUCGGAGGUAGGUAGGUGCAUGCCACUUGAGGACCUCAAGAACAUGGCUGUGACCUCAAAGAAAAUGCGGCGUUACUUUUCCGAGUGGCUAUUUCAUAGCGUCGCUAUCAAGGGCGAUCGAUGUGAAGUGGUCAAGAAAAUGGAAACCCUGCUACCGCUUAUCAACACCGAGAUGGGACAGAUGAUGGUUUCAAACGUUAAGUGA
Molecule: messenger RNA, 261 nt
Organism: Fusarium venenatum
Lineage: Eukaryota; Fungi; Ascomycota; Sordariomycetes; Hypocreales; Nectriaceae
Source: RefSeq, a predicted model, not a curated record